This is a messenger RNA of Cariama cristata (Red-legged seriema), 629 nucleotides long. Its product is annotated as cAMP-specific 3',5'-cyclic phosphodiesterase 7B. The record is from RefSeq and is a predicted model, not a curated record. Lineage: Eukaryota; Metazoa; Chordata; Aves; Cariamiformes; Cariamidae. Gene Ontology annotation, molecular function: 3',5'-cyclic-AMP phosphodiesterase activity. The transcript is spliced from 6 exons. The annotation marks the transcript as partial.
GAGAUGCACGGGUGAGAGGUCAGACAGGGGUUCUCUCCGAGCGCCGCGGCUCCUACCCGUUUAUAGACUUCCGUCUUCUUAACAAUACUACACUCUCAGGGGAAGUUGGCACCAAGAAAAAAGUGAAAAGACUGUUAAGUUUCCAGAGAUAUUUCCAUGCAUCCCGGUUACUGCGUGGAAUUGUACCGCAAGCCUCUCUGUACCUACUGGAUGAGGACUACCUUGGGCAAGCAAGGCAUAUGCUAUCCAAAGUGGGGAUGUGGGAUUUUGACAUUUUCUUGUUUGACCGCUUGACAAAUGGAAACAGUCUGGUAACACUGCUUUGUCACCUCUUCAAUGUGCUUGGACUUAUUCACCAUUUCCAGUUAGAUAUGGUUACGUUACACAGGUUUUUAGUUAUGGUUCAAGAAGAUUACCAUAGCCAGAACCCAUACCACAAUGCUGUCCAUGCUGCUGAUGUCACACAAGCUAUGCACUGCUAUCUGAGGGAGCCCAAGCUUGCCAACUUCCUCACCCCAUCGGACAUCAUGCUCGGACUGCUAGCUGCUGCGGCUCAUGACGUGGAUCAUCCAGGGGUCAACCAACCCUUUCUGAUCAAAACUAAACACCACCUUGCCAGCCUGUACCAG